GAUCAUCAAUUUUGUAACACGCUUGCGCAAAACUCUUAGACUUCCGCUUUGUCUGUUAGUGAUCUUGACUUCUAAAAUGACCUACCAGCCAGGGAGAUAUCCUAAGGACUAUAACCCUAAAGUCCAUGGACCUUAUUACCCACAUCGUUUUUACGGAAAACCCGAUACUCCAUUUUCUGAGGUCAAAAUUGCUGAUUUAGGAUCUUGGUUCUCAAGACGCAGUUUAAGCCCUUCAUCAAUUUGGGCAGCUAUUCACAGGGGCUAUUACAGAUGGGCUAGUAAGAAUCUUCAUACAAAGGUACCUGGAUUUGCACCCUAUGGUCAAAUUAUCAUGUUGACUUCAACUUAUUUCUUUUUCCUUCUGUACUCUGAAAGAAAGUACCACAGACAUUGCAAGUACCACUAGAUGUGAGAUGUGACUACAUUGAUUGUAGAGUGGACUGUUACUAUAUUUAACUCAUUAGCACUUAUGAAUAAAACAGAAUGAUAUUCAAUAA
Messenger RNA from Biomphalaria glabrata, 497 nucleotides. RefSeq names its product putative ATP synthase subunit f, mitochondrial. Gene Ontology annotation, molecular function: proton-transporting ATP synthase activity, rotational mechanism. The transcript is spliced from 4 exons. Lineage: Eukaryota; Metazoa; Mollusca; Gastropoda; Planorbidae. The coding region runs from base 77 to 406 and encodes 109 amino acids. Gene Ontology annotation, biological process: proton motive force-driven mitochondrial ATP synthesis. The record is from RefSeq and is a predicted model, not a curated record.